AUGGAUCUAACUUAUAUUCCUGAAGACUUAUCCGACUGUCCAAAAUUUGGAAAUAAAUCCUGUCCUCCCACCAAUCGCUCACUUUAUGUCCGAGUGCUAAUGUAUUCUGUUAUGACUGGAGCCCUGGUUAUAACUGCCUUUGGAAACUUGGUUAUAAUGAUUUCCAUAUCACAUUUCAAACAGCUAACUCCCACAAACUUUCUGAUCCUCUCCAUGGCAACCACAGACUUUUUGCUGGGUUUUGUCAUCAUGCCAUACAGCAUGGUGCGAUCAGGGGAGAGCUGUUGGCAUUUUGGUGAUGGCUUUUGUAAAUUCCAUGCAAGCUUUGACAUGAUGCUGAGCCUGGCCUCCAUUUUCCACCUCUGUUCCAUCGCUAUAGAUCGAUUUUAUGCUGUGUGUUACCCUUUACAUUAUGCAUCUACAAUGACAACCUCCAUGAUAAAGCGAUUACUUGCAUUUUGCUGGUCCGCCCCCGCUCUUUUUAGUUUUGCUUUAGUUCUAUCCGAGGCCAACGUUGCCGGUAUGCAGAGCUAUGACAUUCUUGUCACUUGCUUCAAAUUCUGUGCACUCACUUUCAACAAACUUUGGGGAACAGUAUUGUUCACUACUUGUUUCUUUACUCCUGGCUCUAUCAUGGUUGGUAUUUAUGGCAAAAUCUUUAUGGUUUCCAAACGACAUGCUCAAGUCAUCAGCAGUAUGCCUGAAAACACUAAAGGGGAACUGGAGAAAAACCUGUCUAAGAAAAAAGAUAGGAAAGCGGCUAAGACCCUGGGCAUAGUGACGGGGGUGUUUCUCGCUUGCUGGUUGCCUUGCUUUCUUGCUGUUCUGAUUGACCCAUAUUUAGACUACUCCACUCCCAUAAUAGUACUUGAUCUUUUGGUGUGGCUUGGGUAUUUCAACUCUACUUGCAACCCCCUUAUUCAUGGCUUUUUUUAUCCAUGGUUUCGGAAAUCUCUGAAGUACAUAGUGUCAGGAAAAAUACUUCGCUCUCAUUCAAAAAGCGCAAAUUUGUUUCCUGAAGGACGUUAA
Chinchilla lanigera (long-tailed chinchilla) is the source of this 1029-nucleotide messenger RNA. RefSeq names its product trace amine-associated receptor 3-like. Gene Ontology annotation, cellular component: membrane. Lineage: Eukaryota; Metazoa; Chordata; Mammalia; Rodentia; Chinchillidae. Gene Ontology annotation, molecular function: trace-amine receptor activity. The record is from RefSeq and is a predicted model, not a curated record. Gene Ontology annotation, biological process: G protein-coupled receptor signaling pathway.